Messenger RNA from Phragmites australis (common reed), 3881 nucleotides. RefSeq lists its product as uncharacterized. Lineage: Eukaryota; Viridiplantae; Streptophyta; Magnoliopsida; Poales; Poaceae. The transcript has a single exon. The record is from RefSeq and is a predicted model, not a curated record. Bases 880 to 3591 code for a protein of 903 amino acids.
AGUCACACUGUCACACACAGCGGCCCCUAAAAUAAUGCCAGUACUUUACUCCAGAGUGAGGUAGGAACAAGACCACAACAAAUAAAAAAGUUGGUGGUGCUGCUAGUAGUUCAUGGAAAUGAAUGCAACCUCCUCCUCAUGACGCAGUGCAUUUAGUGGCAUUGAAAACACUUGCAAGGGGUUUGGUGAGAGGAUGAGAGUGGUUUCUGCAUCUGAGCUGAGCUGCACCCCAUCUUGAAAUCAAGCUGUGUUCAUCCUGCUAGGAGCUGUAGAUUUCUAGAACUAUUUCACCCCAUUUCACUUCACCAGUGGUUUGAGCAUUGUUCUUGCUGCUGAAGGAAAAAAAAAGUGGAGUCAAAUCUUUUGUUUUUGUUGGCUUUUUUUAGCCCCUUCUUUGGUGUUGUGCUCUUUCUUUCUUUAAUUUGAGUUCUUGAUCCUGCCAAAAGCAAUAGCCCUCACCUUUUGCGGAGAGGAGAGGAGAGAGUCCAAAAAGCAAAGGUGAAUGGUGUCCUUGCAUUUCAAACCCUCAUCAAUACCUCCCCCUCCAAAGCACCAAUUUUCACCCUCCAAAAUCUGCAGUUUCUCCACCUCCAAAUCCAUUUUCAUCCUAGAAAACCUCAGAUUUCUACACCCAGAGGCUCACGGCCACAGUUCUUGAUUCAUCCAGUUCUCUAAAGAUCCAGUUUUUCCUCCCAAACUGAAGUUUUUCCGACUUGUUGAUUCUAGAACACACUAAAAUCUCCCCAUUUCCCACGCAAAUCUCGAGGUUUUCCCCAUUCCAUGCCUCAGUCCGCUCGUUGAUCCGAACCGCCACCGAAAAGCUGCGAUUUUUCCGCCUGCGAACAGCGGUUUCUCGAUCCGAGAGCUCGGGGGAGGCCCAUGCAUCUCUCGCUGUGGAAGCCGCUCUCUCACUGCGCCGCCGUCCUCCUCGCCAAGAACCACCGGCGGCGCGGCGGCGGCGGCGGGCACGGUGGCCAUGGCAGCAACGGCCACCGUGACGACCCGUCCUCCUUCCUACGGCAGCUGCGGGACGCGCUCGACGCGGCGUCGGAGGACGGUUCCCUCUGCCCGCCGCCGGACGCCACUGGCGCAGACGCGGACGCUGCCGUCUCCCGCUCUCGCUCACUCGCGCGCCUGCGCGCGCAGCGGGACUUCCUCCGCGCCACCACCCUAGCCGCUGCCGCCGGCCCGUUCCUCUCCCUCUCCGACCUCCCGCUCCUCCCCCACGCCAUCGCCACGUUCCUCGCCGUGUACCCGGACUACGCCUCCACCUCCGACGUCGACCGCCUCCGUGUGGACCAUUACUCCCACCUCGACGCCCCCGGUGCUGGCAGGGUCUGCCUAGACUACUGCGGCUUCGGCCUCUUCGACUCGGGCUGGGACUCCUCCUCCUCGUUCUUCACCUUGCAUGAGCUCAAUGCCAAUUUGAGCAACCACGCGCUCUAUGGCGGCGCCGAGCCCGGCACGGUUGAGAAUGACAUCAAGGAGCGCAUCUUGGAGUACCUGAAUGUGCCAGCAAGCGAGUAUGCGCUGGUGUUCACAGUGAGCCGAGGGUCAGCGUUCCGGCUGCUUGCUGAGUGCUACCCCUUCGAGAGCAACCGGAGGCUGCUGACCAUGUUCGACCAUGAGAGCCAAUCGGUGAACUGGAUGGCGCAGAGCGCCCGGGCAAAGGGUGCCAAGACACGCACCGCAUGGUUCCGGUGGCCCACACUGAAGCUCUGCUCGACGGAGCUGCGGAAGGAGAUCGUGGGUAAGAGGAAGGGGCGACGACGGGAUGCUGCGGUUGGUUUGUUUGUGUUCCCUGCACAGUCUCGGGUGACCGGCGCCAAGUACUCCUACCAGUGGAUGGCGCUGGCGCAGCAGAAUGGGUGGCAUGUGAUGCUUGAUGCCGGUGCACUUGGUCCCAAAGACAUGGAUUCGCUGGGGCUCUCGCUGUUCCGGCCGGACUUCAUUAUCACUUCGUUCUACAGAGUGUUUGGUGCAGACCCGACUGGGUUCGGUUGCCUUCUGAUCAAGAAGUCUGUUAUUGGGAGCUUGCAGGGGAGGAACGGGUGUAAUGCAUCGGGGAUGGUGAGGAUUGUUCCUGUGUUUCCACAGUAUCUUAGUGACUCAGUUGAUGGAUUUGAUGCAUUUGAUGGGCUUGAAGAUGACUCCGGCACUCACAAAGAUGAAAAGCCAGCAUCUAAUGCCCAGAAUGCGUCGCAGCUGCCAGCAUUUUCUGGUGUCUACACGUCUGCUCAGGUCAGAGAGACAUUUGAGAGUGAUCCUGGUCGUGACAGCAGCUCGGAUAGGGAUGGGGCGAGCACCAUAUUUGAAGAAACGGAGAGCAUCUCUAUGGGUGAGGUCAUGAGGAGUCCGGCAUUCAGUGAGGACUGCUCAUCAGAGAAUUCUUUCUGGGUUGAUGUUGGCCAAAGCCCAUUGGGGUCAGAGAAGUCUAGUCGGUUCAAGAAAGGGAAGCUAGGAUCGCCAUUACCAUCUUCUUGGUUCAAUGGAAGAAAGAGUAACAAGAGGAUGUCACCAAACUUAACUUCCAGGAUAUCGAGAAGCCCACUUUAUGAUGGUAAUGUGAUGUCCUUUGAUGCAGCUGUGCUAUCAGUCGCGCAAGAUGCAGACUGCCUCAAGGAAGACCCUGAAGAAGAAAUCUUUGAGAAUGGCCGGAGAAAUCAUUUUAGGCAGGUUAGUGAGAUCCAAGAGGAGCCAGAGGUCGAAGAGGUGGCAUGCCAACAUGCUAUGAACGGUGGUGCAGAGCACAAAGAAAGUGCGAUAAGGAGGGAGACUGAGGGGGAAUUCCGGCUGCUGGGAGGGAGGGAUGGCAACUGCAGAUUUACCGGGGGCCGACUCUUCGGUGUUGAAGACAUAGACGGAGCUUUAAGCAUGGGGAGUAGAGUUUCAUUCAGCAUGGAGGCUAAUAUUAUUGCUGACAGGCUAAAUCGGGCCUCGGAUGGUGCUGAAGCUUCUGGAUAUACAUUUCGCAAUGAUGAUGGUUGUGCAAGUGAUGGGUAUGAUGAUGCUCAGGACUGGGGCAGGAGGGAACCAGAGAUAAUUUGCAGGCACAUUGAUCAUGUUGAUAUGAUGGGGCUCAACAGAACUACUCUUAGGUUAAGAUACCUGAUCAAUUGGCUGGUCACCUCACUGUUGCAGCUGAAGUUGCCAGACUCAAAAGGUGGCGAUGGAGUCUCUCUUGUCCAUAUUUAUGGUCCAAAAAUAAAGUAUGAAAGGGGAGCAGCUGUUGCUUUCAAUGUGAAGCAAAGUGAUGGAGCAUUUGUUAAUGCCGAAGUUGUUCAGAAGAUUGCUGAGAGAAAUGGCAUCUCUAUUGGCAUUGGUUUUCUCAGUCAUAUAAAGGUAGAUAUGAACCAUAAACAGUUAAAUGGGGCACUAGAUAUACCUGAGGCUUCAUUUUACAAGAAUGGUCGCAGAGACAAUAAAAAGGUGACUGUAAGAAUUGAAGUUGUGACUGCUUCACUUGGCUUCCUUACUAACUUUGAAGAUGUUUACAAGAUGUGGGCUUUUGUUGCCAAGUUUCUAGAUCCUUCAUUUCUGGAAAGUGAACGCCUCACUAUUGCUGCUGAUUGCUCAGAAGGACAAACUUGAGAGCAUGACAUGUAACUUAGCAACAACAACAAAGGAGAAGAAGGUGAUUUUUCUCCUUUUGUUGAAGCAUAUGUUGUCUUUUAAGUUUUCGAGGGGUAAUUGGUAGUGGAUUUAGCAGAUUUGUUCAUUCUUUGCCUAGUUCCUCGAUAUAUGAGUCAUAUGACUUGUUUUUGAUUCAUGUAGAGUUUUCUGAAAUAUGUACCAGCAGCUCAUUAGUAGAGCUCUUUUCCACUGAACAAUGUUUGUAAAGUAGCUCACUGGAAAUGAAAUAGUUUGAGUGCUUUGUGGAA